UUGAUUUUUUUUUUUGUAAUAUUGAUCUCUAAGUCUUGAAAUGUCGAGUCCGUCGGAUCGCUUAGCGAGGCCUUGUCCUGAGGGGUUCUCUAGUAAUGAAGAGAAAAGAGAGCGGAAAUCGGAUUUUGAGAACUCAGAGGAAGAAAGGAAGACUAGAAUUGGGAGUUUGAAAAGGAAAGCAAUGAAGGCGUCUAGUAAAUUCAGGCGUUCUCUGACGAAAAGCAAGAAAAAAGGUACUGGUGGCUACAGUGGUGGCGAAGGGGUUUCUGCUGCAAUUGAGGAUGUUCGAGAUGUUAAGGAGCUUCGGGUUGUAGAUUCAUUUAAACAGUUACUUUUGGCGGACGAUUUGCUUCCUGCUAGACAUGAUGAUUAUCAUAUGUUAUUGAGGUUCUUAAAAGCAAGGAACUUUGAUGUUGAGAAAGCCAAACAGAUGUGGGCCAACAUGCUACAGUGGAGGAAAGACUUCGGUACCGACACAAUUUUGGAGGAUUUCGAGUUCACGGAGUUGAAAGAAGUUCUAAAGUACUACCCUCAGGGUUAUCAUGGUGUAGAUAAGGAUGGGAGCCCCGUUUACAUCGAAAGACUUGGAAAAGCUGAUUCCAGCAAACUUAUGGAAGUGACCACUUUAGACAGAUAUUUGAGAUAUCACGUGCAGGAGUUUGAAAAGACAUUCGCGAUUAAGUUUCCAGCUUGCUCCAUUGCCGCAAAGAGACACAUAGAUUCAAGUACAACUAUUUUGGAUGUGCAAGGACUUGGUUUUAAAAACUUCACCAAGUCUGCACGAGAACUCAUCAUUCAGCUCCAGAAGAUUGAUGGUGACAACUAUCCUGAGACACUUUGCAGAAUGUUUGUCAUUAAUGCUGGUCCUGGUUUUAAGCUGCUCUGGAAAACAGUGAAAUCUUUUCUCGAUCCCCACACAGUUUCCAAGAUUUAUGUUCUUGGUAACAAGUACCAGAGCAAGUUGCUCGAAAUAAUAGGCUCUAGUGAGUUGCCCGAGUUUCUAGGUGGUAGCUGUACUUGUACUGAUCAGGGAGGCUGUAUGAGAUCUGACAAGGGGCCGUGGAAAGAUCCAAACAUUUUAAAGAUGGUUCACACUGGUGAAGCACAAUAUUCCGGACAAAUAGCAACUAUUUCAAAUACUGAGGGCAGGGUAAUUGCUUAUGACAAGCCAUUCUAUCCAAUAAUAAAAACAAGUGAUACUUCCACUGCUGAGUCGGGAUCUGAAGUGGAAGAUGUUGGCUCUCCGAAGCCAACUGGGAGCUAUUUACUGCCAAGCCUGGUUCCUGUCUCUGAAGAAGCUAGGGUGGCUGGUAAGACGAGUGCUGCCAUUUUCCCUGAUAACGAUGGAUAUAUACCUAUGAUUGACAAGACAGUGGAUGCUGAAUUUCAAGAUUCAUCUACUUCCACAGGCACACCUUCUCUGUUAAGUGUAGAGAAGAUUUCAGAAGGAAUCUCUGCUCGUACCUGGGCUGUGCUUGUGGCCUUCUUCAUAACCCUUCUUGCUUUCUUCUAUGCAUUUUGGAAGGCCAAGAAACACUCUGCAUCUGAUUCUGCCAGUGACAUUACCGACCUGACUUUUGAAUUGGCGCCAAAGGAGGAAUUCCGACCCCCUUCUCCCAUUCCAGGGUUUACAGAGGCAGACCUUCUUUCAUCUGUCAUGAAAAGGCUGGGUGAACUUGAGCAGAAGGUUGACACAUUACAGACAACACCUUUCCAGAUGCCUUUUGAAAAGGAGGAGCUACUUAAUGGUGCUGUUUAUCGUGUGGAUGCAUUAGAAGCAGAGCUAAUUGCAACGAAAAAGGCUUUGCACGAAGCCUUGAUCAGGCUAGAAGAACUUCUUGCAUAUGUAGAUGGUUGUGAAAAGGCAAGUUUUCAGAAAAAGAAGUUUCGCUGGUGAAGAGGUUUCUGCACAGGAGGAAUUUAUGUUGAUACCUUCGUUAAUUUCCAUAAUUAAUAUUCCACAGAUAUACAAGGAAGGUCCUUAUGCGUGGACUGUGGAGAGAUGCAAUUUUUGGAUGCACGUUGAGUAAAUAAGAGGAGAGGCCAAUUUUAGCUUAAUUGGCGUGUUGCUGUUAAGAGAAGAUACCAGAAAUAGAAGCGCUUUCCUGGCAUUUUGUCUAUUCUACGUGAAAUUGAAAUGCAAGCCUGUGGUGUUUAUUACUGAGAAUUUGCAUCAGGAGGCACAGACCAUUACUUGGGCAAGUAGCGUUGUGCCUUGUUUAUUAUAAAAAAAAAUAAUUACACCUGAAGUCUUUUCACAUAUAGUUAGGGAAGUGCAAGGGAUGUGAACACUGACCAAGAGGAAGAGAGGGAGAAGCAGCAAGCACAUGUCGAAACCCAUGUGCAAUUGCACAGGAGAUUUUGGAGAAAGCAUGCUGCAAUCAAGCAGACAAUCACAAUCAAAAUGAGGAACUUACACGACUAGUUUCAGACGUUAAACCAAUGCUUAUCAGCUUUCAAUUAUUCCUGCUAGUUUCAGAUGUUUCCUUGUCAUGGAGGAACUUGAUUAGUCCAUGAAGUGCAACUUCUGGAUCCUCGCUUUUCAUCAGCUCUCCAGCAACUUCUGCAGGUGUAGCCUCUACUUUCUCUAUCAGCUCCUUAAUUUUUCCGAAUAAGGGGUGCUCUUGAAGACGCAAAUAAUUAAA
Populus euphratica (Euphrates poplar) is the source of this 2645-nucleotide messenger RNA. RefSeq names its product phosphatidylinositol/phosphatidylcholine transfer protein SFH8. Bases 41 to 1897 code for a protein of 618 amino acids. The record is from RefSeq and is a predicted model, not a curated record. NCBI's taxonomy places the organism in Eukaryota, Viridiplantae, Streptophyta, Magnoliopsida, Malpighiales, Salicaceae. The transcript is spliced from 16 exons.